Symbiodinium sp. CCMP2456 is the source of this 180-nucleotide messenger RNA. NCBI's taxonomy places the organism in Eukaryota, Dinophyceae, Suessiales, Symbiodiniaceae. The record is from the annotation of a GenBank genome assembly.
GACCCGUGUGGACAAGCCGAGAAGGAAGACCAGACUAGCCCCGAUGCAGAGGGAGAGCCUUCUGAUGAGGAUGAGGAGAUCGAAAGAGAGGAGAGCAGUGCCCAAGCAUCGGAUGAGGAGACGCAGCUAGUCCCGAAGGGUUCAGGUGACGACAACAGCGAUGACGAGGCUGACCGCCCG